CGGAUAUCCGAGUCUUUUGCCACACAAAUCUAGACAACAAAAAUGCACGUCCACACAUGUACAAUUAACUUGUGAGUUGUGACAAAUGGACAAUGACAAGGAAACAUAACAGGUUGAUGCAACGGUAUGAUGGGACAGGGAGAGAUUGACAGUUUCCAUUAUUGCUGCAAGCCUGCAACUCUGAAAUUUCUGGCAAAUUCUUCAUAUCUCUCCUCUCAUUUCCAGCAGCCUAACCUAGACCUAGAGAGAGUAAUGGCGGAGAACGGCGUUCAGCAACACCUGUUACAUGACGGCGACCGUUCUAAGAUGCCGCCGCCGGGAAGGGCGAGAAGGUUCCGGCGCUGCCAGACGGCGCCAUCUCACAACGUCGAGCAAGGAUCCAUUCUCCAGAGGCAGCACAUGAGCCGGAAGGGCGCCAGCGGCACAUUGCCACCGGUGCCGCCAAAGGGGCUGCUCACCAGUGCGCGGCCGAGGUUCUGGCUCGUCGGCAUCCUCCUGCUCGCCUACCUCCUCGCCGGGACCGCCGCGUUCUACCUCGCCAUGGACGACAUGUCCGGCGAACGCAGCGGCAACCGCGCGCUGGACGCACUCUACUUCUGCGUGGUCACAAUGACCACCGUCGGGUACGGCGACAUCGUCCCGUCCAGCGACGUUGCCAAGCUGCUGGCCUGCAUCUUCGCCUUCGCCGGCGUGGCCCUGGUCGGAGCCUUCCUUAGCAAGGCCGCCGACUACCUUGUGGAGAAGCAGGAGGCGCUCGUCUUCCGGGCGGUGCACCUGAACCACGCCGACGACCCCAAGUCACUGCGGGACAUGGAGGCCAACAAGGUCCGUUACAAGCUCUACACCGCCACCGGCCUCCUUGCCGUAGUCCUCGCGUCCGGGAUGGCGUUCCUGACGAAGGUCGAAGGGAUGCGCCCCGUGGACGCCUUCUACUGUGUGUGCGCGACGGUAACCACGCUUGGGUACGGCGACCGGAGCUUCUCGUCGACGGCCGGCCGCGCGUUCGCGGCUGCGUGGAUCACCGUGAGCACGUUGGUGGUUGCGCUCUUCUUCCUGUACGCGGCGGAGCUGGCCUCGGAGCGGCGGCAGAGGGCGCUGGCGCAUUGGGUGCUCAGUCGGCGGACUACCAGCAUGGACCUCGAGGCGGCGGACCUCGACGGCGACAAUAAGGUCAGCGCCGCAGAGUUUGCGUUGUACAAGCUCAAGGAGCUGGGGAAGAUCAGACAGGAGGAGAUCGCAGAGUUCCUUGAAGAGUUCGAGGAGCUCGACGUUGACCACUGUGGCACCCUCUCGUCGCACGACCUGGCCGUCGCACAGCUCGGAUAGACCGGCAAUCACCGGGAGGCGGGGAGCCACUAACACGCAGCAGGGUUCCGUGGCCAGGUGCGCUCCUUCCGCAGGAUAAGCUCUGCGCUCAAUUUUCAGAUGGGCUGCCAUUUGUAUAGGCCGUAUUGUUGGGCCGAUCAGGCUUCUUUACAAUCUCUUGUUGAAUGAUCAUUUAAUAACCGUAGUACUGAAGUACUUGUAAGAAAGUAGUGAAUAUACUUUCAACUGUUCUGCAUUGGAUGACAUUUUUGAAACAUUUUA
This is a messenger RNA of Sorghum bicolor (sorghum), 1587 nucleotides long. Its product is annotated as two pore potassium channel b. The transcript has a single exon. The coding region runs from base 127 to 1326 and encodes 399 amino acids. Gene Ontology annotation, biological process: stabilization of membrane potential; potassium ion transmembrane transport. The record is from RefSeq and is a predicted model, not a curated record. Gene Ontology annotation, cellular component: plant-type vacuole membrane. Gene Ontology annotation, molecular function: potassium ion leak channel activity. NCBI's taxonomy places the organism in Eukaryota, Viridiplantae, Streptophyta, Magnoliopsida, Poales, Poaceae.